This is a messenger RNA of Colletotrichum gloeosporioides, 603 nucleotides long. RefSeq lists its product as uncharacterized. The record is from RefSeq and is a predicted model, not a curated record. The annotation marks the transcript as partial. NCBI's taxonomy places the organism in Eukaryota, Fungi, Ascomycota, Sordariomycetes, Glomerellales, Glomerellaceae. The transcript is spliced from 2 exons.
CGCGCGCGGUGCGCGUCUCCAGCCACAUUUCUGUUUUCUGGCGUUCUGGUGGCAUGCCUGACGGUGGUGCGCGACAAGUUCCUUCGGGGCUCAGCCGUGGUAGACCCGGACCUAAGCAACAACGCGUACGCUGUUGCAGUGGCGCACCAAGUACUAAUACCAGGAGUACCCAUUCCAGAUCUUACACCCCAUUUCAUUGCGUUGAAUUUCCCGAGCGUCGUUAGCACCAAGAUGGACGACAAGGCUCCUCCCACCGUGGGCAAGGGUGCGAUCAUAAUGAUCAACUCCCCUAAGUCGUUUGGAGGUAUGGAUGUAGAGGACAUCACGAUGAAGGAGAACACAAGCGACUUCACACGUAGGCAGAGCGCCACCACGCGUUACUGGAAGGCACCGCUGAAGUUCAAGAAGAACGGCAAGGUUGUAGACAGCCUCCACAUCAGCAACAUCAGGAUUCCGUACUUUAAGGACAAGGCAGGAAAGUAUGGAAGAGAAACCGAUGGAGAUUUCUACGCUUGCUUUGACCCGUACGUCCGUGAGGGCAUCGCGAGAAUGUCCAGCAGGGAGCAAGACAUGAAGAUCCCACUCGAGGAGCGUGCCCCGUGA